Molecule: messenger RNA, 872 nt
Organism: Monodelphis domestica (gray short-tailed opossum)
Lineage: Eukaryota; Metazoa; Chordata; Mammalia; Didelphimorphia; Didelphidae
Product: histone H1.3-like
Biological process (GO): nucleosome assembly
Cellular component (GO): nucleosome
Molecular function (GO): structural constituent of chromatin; DNA binding
Source: RefSeq, a predicted model, not a curated record
GGGCCCAGCGUCCCGGGAUAUAGCGACUGUGGUGGUCUGUCUUUCCUUUUUUUAUUUUUUAUUUUUUUAUCUCGUCCUAGGUUUCUUCCGACCCAGUCGCAGCGCGAAACGAUGUCUGAGACUGCGCCCGCCGCCCCGGCCACUCCAGCCCCCGCGCCGGCUGAGAAGACUCCGGUCAAGAAGAAGGUCAAGAAGCCUGCUGGAGCUGGAGGAGCCCGGCGCAAAGCUGCAGGCCCCCCGGUGUCUGAGCUGAUCACUAAGGCUGUGGAAGCCUCCAAAGAGCGCAGCGGCGUGUCUCUGGCCGCCCUCAAGAAGGCGCUGGCGGCAGCUGGCUACGACGUGGAGAAGAACAACAGCCGCAUCAAGCUGGGGCUCAAGAGCUUGGUGAGCAAAGGUACUUUGGUGCAGACCAAAGGCACCGGGGCUUCCGGUUCUUUUAAGCUCAACAAGAAGGCUUCUGCCGGCGAGGGCAAAGCGAAGGGCAAGAAGGCGGCUGCCGCCAAGGCCAAGAAGCCGGCUAGCGGUGCAGCCAAGAAGCCCAAGAAAGCGGCAGGGGCGGCAGCUGCUAAGAAAGGUGUCAAGAAGACGCCAAAGAAGGCCAAGAAGCCGGCUGCGGUGGGAGCCAAGAAGGCCACCAAGAGCCCAAAGAAGCCCAAAGCGGCCAAGGCGAAAAAAGUGGCCAAGAGCCCUGCUAAGGCUAAGCUGGCUAAGCCCAAGGCGGCUAAGCCUAAGGCGGCCAAGCCUAAGAAGGCAGCGCCAAAGAAAAAAUGAAGGGUGCUAUGGGAGAACUCCGCUUUUAGAAGCCUCAAAAGGCUCUUUUCAGAGCCACCCCAAAUCCUCAGAAAGAGCUUAAUACAAUACUUUUCUCCCUC